This is a messenger RNA of Manihot esculenta (cassava), 3532 nucleotides long. RefSeq lists its product as uncharacterized. The record is from RefSeq and is a predicted model, not a curated record. Bases 291 to 2813 code for a protein of 840 amino acids. The transcript is spliced from 2 exons. Lineage: Eukaryota; Viridiplantae; Streptophyta; Magnoliopsida; Malpighiales; Euphorbiaceae.
GCAGUUUCCAUCAACAUGCUUACUUACGCUCCGAUUAUUAGAGCUUUUCCUACGCGUCAACUACUCUUUUUCAUGUCUCCCCUCUUUUUAACUCUCUUUCUUCCUUUUCUUUUUUUAUCUCCUCCUCUUUCAGAUUCUCUCCAUACAGACCCAAGUCUCCGACCAAACCCACACCCCCCAUUCAAACUAUUAAUUUAAUAAAUGAUCAGCCCAGAUAGCCGGAGGUCACUAUGGUUACUCGUCGGAGAGUAAAAAUCUGGCUACCACCGCCUGUGGACUUUCCCAGCUGAAUGCAACCCAAACGCCAUCGGAGCGUAAACCGUGCUCGUUAUAAACGCUUGGAGAAUCUUCGAUUCUCUGAAACCAGACUGACUUUUUAUUUAAUUUUCUCUUGUUUUCUUCGUUCCACGAUAAUGGCAACCGCCACUAACACCACUGCACCCGCGGUGGAUUCUGCAGCCUCGGCAGACGAGCUCACUGCCAAGGCCGUACGCAAACGCUAUGAAGGUCUUGUCGUGGUUAGAAACAAAGCAAUAAAGGGCAAAGGGGCGUGGUACUGGGCGCACUUGGAACCCAUGCUGGUCCACAACAAUGACAACGGCCUCCCUAAAGCGGUUAAGCUUCGGUGUUCCUUGUGUGACGCUGUUUUCUCCGCCUCCAAUCCCUCUCGUACUGCCUCUGAGCAUCUGAAACGGGGGACGUGUCCGAAUUUCAACUCGCUUCCCAAACCCAUUUCGUCUAUCUCCCCGUCUUCUAACACAGCCGUAGCUUCGCCGUCAAGUGGUGGCGGUACUGCUGCUUCUGUGGUACACAAUAACAGAAAACGUUCUGCUGGUGCAAGUUCUGGAUGGAUGUCUGCUUCGUCUUAUCCCAUGACCGCUGUAGCUACUGUUGCUUCCGUCACUUCGUACCAAGUAAGUCCUUUUGCGAUCGUGGAUCAGUCGAGAUUCUCAGGGGAGCUAGCAGUAUUGCCUCAGCAACCGCAUUUGGUGCUUUCCGGUGGGAAGGAGGAUUUAGAUGCUUUAGCCAUGUUGGAAGACAGUGUUAAGAAGUUGAAAAGUCCUAAAACUUCUCCAGGGCCGGCUUUGAGCAAGACCCAGAUUGACUGCGCCCUUGAUUAUUUAGCUGAUUGGGUCUAUGAGUCUUGUGGGUCUGUCUCGUUUUCGGCUCUCGAGCACCCUAAAUUCCGGGCAUUCUUGAAUCAAGUCGGCUUACCUGCGGUAUCGAGAAGAGAAUUUUGCGGGGGUAGACUGGAUGUGAAGUAUGAGGACGUUAAGGCAGAGUCUGAAGCAAGGAUUAGAGAUGCUAUGUUUUUUCAGAUUGCAUCCGACGGCUGGAAGGUAAAAAAUUCUAGUGGUUUUAAUGGCGUGAAUUUGGUGAAUUUAACAGUGAAUUUACCUUAUGGAACUGGUUUGUACUGGAGAGCAGUGUUUGUUAGCGGUUCAGUGCCUUCUAAGUAUGCAGAGGAGAUUUUAUGGGAGACCAUUUCAGGGAUUUGUGGGAAUGCUGUGCAGCAAUGUGUCGGGAUAGUUGCAGACAAGUUUAAGGCUAAGGCAUUGAGAAAUUUAGAGAAUCAGAAUCACUGGAUGGUCAACCUUUCUUGCCAGUUUCAAGGGUUCACUAGUUUAAUAAAAGACUUUAGCAAAGAGCUUCCACUGUUCAAGACUGUCACUGAGAAAUGCUUCAAGCUUGCAAAUCUUAUCAAUAACAAUCCUCAAAUCCGAAACAGUUUUCAUAAGUAUCAAUUGCAGGAGUACGGAAAUGCAGGAUUGUUGAGAGUGCCUUCUCGCGAGUACGAGAAGAUGGAUUUUGCUCCUGUGUAUACGAUGAUAGAGGAUAUAUUGAGCUCAGCUCGAGCACUGCCAUUGGUUUUACUAGAUGAGUCGUAUAAGAUAGCAUCCAUGGAGGAUCCAACAGCAAGAGAAGUUGCCGAGACAAUUAGAGAUGUGGGGUUUUGGAAUGAAGUGGAGGCGGUGCACUCAUUGGUUAAGUUGAUCAAGGAAAUGGCCCAGGAGAUUGAAACGGAGAGGCCAUUAGUGGGUCAAUGCCUGCCACUUUGGGACGAGCUAAGAGCAAAAGUCAAGGAUUGGUGUUCAAAGUUCGAUAUUGCAGAAGAAGCAGUGGAGAAAGUAAUUGAAAGACGGUUUAAGAAGAAUUACCAUCCUGCUUGGGCUGCUGCAUACAUACUCGAUCCACUUUAUCUGCUUAGAGACGCUAGUGGCAAGUACCUUCCUCCUUUCAAAUACCUAACCUCUGAGCAGGAAAAAGAUGUAGACAAACUCAUAACCAGGCUUGUCUCUAGAGAGGAGGCUCAUAUUGCUUUGAUGGAACUUAUGAAAUGGAGAACAGAAGGGCUUGAUCCAGUGUAUGCAAGAGCUGUCCAAAUGAAGGAAAGGAAUCCCAUUACAGGAAAGAUGAAAAUUGCCAAUCCGCAAAGUAGUAGGCUUGUGUGGGAGACUUAUCUUACCGAGUUUAAGUCACUAGGGAAAGUUGCAGUUAGGCUUAUUUUCCUUCAUGCUACUGCAUGUGGGUUCAAAUGCAAUUGGUCUUUGUUGAAAUGGGCGUGUGGCCAUGGGCAUUUUAGAGCAGCCAUGGACAAGGCACAAAAAUUGAUAUUUAUUGCAGCUCAUUCCAAGCUUGAGAGGCGGGAGUUCUCAAGCGAUGAAGACAAGGAUGCAGAGCUUUUCGCAUUAGCAAAUGGUGAGGAUGAUGUGCUGAAUGAGGUUCUUGUUGAUACAUCUUCAGUAAGCUUUCGACAAAGAUAUUGUUGCACUGGAGAAGCCACCAUAAGAUGUUUGGUGGUCAGUACGUAGAAUGAGAUGGAACAUGAUUGAAGGCGGAAUGCUGCCAUAAGGAUCCAAGAAGGGCUUAAAUAUAUGGAAGUAAGAUAUCUUUUUGUGAGACGCCAGAGGUUGCUCGGUGCUGGUUGGGUGAAUGGCAAGCCAGGUCAGGCAACGUGGGUCAGCAACCUCCGAAGGACCUCAGAACUCAACUUUAUAGCUGGAGGAGCACUUCUAAGUGUUCGUUUUUCAUCAUCUCAAUCAAUAAUUUGCUGGUUUUUGUGUGUUUGGAAUGUGGAACCCCACCAUGAAGAAGUGGAAGUCUUUUUCGAAACUGUGGUUCUGAUGGUGAGAGAAUGAGAAUAAUCCUAUCAUAUCAUUCGUAAUAACGUCUCCUUCAAAAUUUCCAAAGCUCGUGACCUCCAUGCAGGUAAUUGGCCAAUGCACCUCGGAAUUGCAAGAAAGAUAUUCAGAGGAAGACUGAAGAUGCCCCGCAAUUCAGCAAUGACAUGUUCAAGAUUAUAUUGAUGGAAUAUGAUAUGAAUUUGAAAUAGAGUCUCAUCAGAAAAACCUGGGAGGACUUUUAAACGUGGAGGCAGAAAAGAAAUAAGACAAGGGCCAUUCAUUAUCUAUUUGGCUAGAAGCUAUUAUUCUUUUUUCACUUUGUAGCUUUUCAUGGGAACAAGAGACUUUUAUUCAGUGUUUGAACUCGAUGAUUUACAUAUCUAUCCUCAAUUUAUUUUUUUUAAUUA